CUGUAUUAAUAAUAACUAUAAUGUUUUUAUUACCAGUUAUUUAUUGGAUUUAUUCAAAUGCAUUAAUAUUAUUGAUAUCUUUAUUUACAUAUUUUGUGUCAAAACAAAUAUAUAAUGAAUAUUGUAUGAGAAAUAAAUUACCACCGGGUCCUAUAGGACUACCAUUUGUCGGUUAUAUGCCUUUUCUUAAGGGCGAGCCCUCCAGAGUGUUCGUACAAUUGGCCAAAAAAUACGGACCAGUUUUCGGCAUUCAAAUGGGUUGCUCUCCAGUAGUGGUACUCAAUGACUGGCCGUCAAUAAAAGAGGCACUUUCUGACGACACGGCUCUAUAUCGGCCUAAAAACAACUUCUUUAACUCAGCAAUUCCUGCGGGAUUUGAAGCAAUAAGUGGUGACGAAUGGAAAGAACAGAAAAGAUUUACUUUACAUCAGUUGCGAAAUCUUGGUUUCGGGAAGACAUCGAUGGAGGAACACAUCAUCGAUGAAAUCAAUCAUUUGUCACAACUCUUGGACACCAAAGAGGGGCAGGAAAUUGAGUUCAGGACUCUAUUCCCGAUUAGUGUCUCAAAUAACAUCAAUUCCCUUAACUUUGGCCGACGUUUCGAGUAUACGGACAGCAGAAAGAAAGCGAUCGAUGAGUUCCUGAUACUGGACCCUAAUUUUAACUUUACCGGGGUAUUUGCAUUUUACCCCGUGGUGACUCGAUUUAUAUAUAAGUAUCUGCCAUUUAUUAUGCCAUUAUCUCUCCGGAUUGUUCGGGAUAAGGUUAAAGCAGUGACAGAUAUUAUAAGAUCUGAAUACGAAACACAUGUGAAAACUAUUGAUAAAAACAAUAAUAGGGAUUAUUUGGACGCUUUUAUUUGUGAAAUGCAAAAGUUUGGAAAUGACCAAGACGAUGAUAUGUUGGAGGGAAACAGCUUCUUGCUAAUCGGUGCGGCGGGUUCUACGGUAUUACAGACCCUCGAGUGGUCGCUAUUGAUUUUGGCCACUAAUCCGCAAAUACAACAACAGAUCCACAAAGAGAUCGAUGAAGUGGUUGGCAAAGAGAGGAGUCCUAAGACUUCCGACAAAAACCAAAUGCCAUUUUUGCAGGCAUUCAUGUAUGAAGUUUGGAGGUUUAGGACAUUAUUGCCAAUUAAUUUACCACGAUGUGCGUCUAAAGAUAUGGUAAUCUCAGGAUUC
Messenger RNA from Medioppia subpectinata, 1181 nucleotides. NCBI's taxonomy places the organism in Eukaryota, Metazoa, Arthropoda, Arachnida, Sarcoptiformes, Oppiidae. The record is from the annotation of a GenBank genome assembly.